Molecule: messenger RNA, 834 nt
Organism: Cetraspora pellucida
Lineage: Eukaryota; Fungi; Glomeromycota; Glomeromycetes; Diversisporales; Gigasporaceae
Source: the annotation of a GenBank genome assembly
AUGCAACAAGACGCUGUCAAUUAUUGCUACAGAAGAACAAAGAUUCCAAAAUAUUUCGAGGAGGAAAAAGAAAAUGUCAGUCCAUCUCCAAAUGCCCAUCCAUUACCAAAUACCCGUCCAUCUCUAAAUGCCAGCCCAUAUCCAAGCAUGGAGAUCAAAGAAAACAAAAUUUCAUCGUCAAAUGCCAGCUCGUCUUCAAGUAUGGAGGACAAAGAAAAUGAAAAUCCAUCGCCAAAUGCCAGUCCAUCACCAAGCACCAGCUCAUUUUCAUCAUCAAACACCAGGCACAAUUAUUAUAUCGGGCAACACGGAAAUGUUUCAGCGUGGAAGGCACCUCUCCAAGCUACUUCGUUGGAAGGUACGGUAGAGACAGUGCAGCCAGUUAUCAUAGGUACAAUGCAACGUUGGUUAGGUAUAGAACUUACUAAUUUUGCUAUUGAUAUACCAACAGCUUUGUUAGCAUUAACCUUUGUUUUGCUCUUUGUGCCCUCUCCAGCUUGUCCUGGUGGUCAUCUUUCUGAAAACUAUUAUAAGUCUGAGUUAUGGGCCAAAGUUCUAUUUGAUUCUUUUACUCUUGCAAAUAAUUUUAACCCAAUUUGGGAAUUUCACCAUCAAAUACCCGGCAACAGCGGAAGAGAUCUUUACGAUCCGACUUUGCAUUUUGAAGUCGGAGGUGUGCAAGUGCACAAGGAUUUCGCUGUUAUCGUCGCCGAAGCCGCCCAUACCCUGAACCGCAUACUUUCAACACAAUUUAUUAAUAGGAAGGAUUUGGUAAGAAAAUGGAAGCUUUAUUCUAGAUUGCCAAUUCUUCCUUCUGAGGCAGAAAAAUCUUGA